Molecule: messenger RNA, 1326 nt
Organism: Pyricularia pennisetigena
Lineage: Eukaryota; Fungi; Ascomycota; Sordariomycetes; Magnaporthales; Pyriculariaceae
Exons: 2
Coding region: 1-1326 (441 amino acids)
Source: RefSeq, a predicted model, not a curated record
AUGGCCCAUCUCGCGAUGUCCGGUGCGGUACCCGUCGCUACCUUACUUCGCCGAGAGGCUCAGUGCCCCGACUUCGUCUCGACCGAUUGUCCAGUACCAGGGCCUUGCAACCUGCAGUGUCCACAGGGACAGUCAUGUCAGAGGAAGAGUUCUAGCCCGUGCAACUGUGCAACCAACUUCUGCGGCGCUGAUCCGACCGCUAUCACAUCGCCAAGUGCGUCUCAGUCGUCGCAGGUAUCUUCCAACAGUGGUGGCCCGAGCGUAGGCGCAAUCGCUGGUGGUGUUAUAGGAGGUGUGGCUGCAAUCGGCUUGAUCACGUAUCUGGUCUGGAGGUUCUGCAUCAAGACCAAACGGGGCCCGAUGGAGCGCGAAUCUUGGCUUGAAGAAAAGCGAAACAGUGAUCUGGAGGCCGACGAUGACAUGACAGCAAGGAGGACGAAUCGCUCGUCAACGCACACGUCACACUCUGUCGCAUCCACUGUGCUCACGCGAGCCUCGAACAUCAUCCAGAUCGCCUACAUCCCGGGUGUAACGAACAGGGCCACACCAACGUCACCAACGCUACUUGUUCCCCCGGUCCCGCCGAUUCCCAUCUCUGUCUCGCAGGCCAGCACCCCUUCGGCCCCUGAAGACCAGCAUUUCUUCAUGCCUAGCGACCUGCGGCCUGACUCGACCUAUUCAGCUAUGACUGGUUACACGGACCGUACCUCAUUUGCCCGUACCUCGUAUGCUCCACGCUCAAGUAUUGCUUCCACAAUCUACGGCAAGAAUGCAGUAAUUGUAGCGCCGGCGCAGACUGGCAUGCGGGCCAAGCCAGCCAUGGUUUCUGUGAAGUCGACGGGCAGCGGGGCGAGCACUGGCUCCAGCACUCCACCUGUUCCGGACAUCGAUUUCGAGAAGUAUGGCACUGUCAGGCCGCCGAGUCCUGCAAACAGUACUUUCAGUGUUGGUUCAACCUUUUUGAACAACGCGAGCGCUCACACAGCCAUGGCCGCUCGACCUCAAGUUGUUCGCGUCGGAAGCGUUAGCAAGAAGUCUAGCAAUCUGGCCAGGACCAUAAGCGCCGCUGAUUCCACUCCAUCUUCGAUCACGGCCGAAUCUCCAAGUCGCUCAUCGGCCACCGGAAAUACGGAACAUUCGUUUUCCAACGCAGACCAAGGUCCUUUCGCUGAUCCACCCAGGCCAUCCACAAACAGGAGUAACAAGGCCAUAAGUGCGGUCAUUCAGGAAGCCACCCGUCGUGCCUCUCAGCGAGACGUGACAGCUCCGAGCAGGUCUGACAGGGAAAGAAGUCCCUUUGGCGAUGAGCAUGUCACGCGGGAUUGA